Molecule: messenger RNA, 282 nt
Organism: Hansenula ciferrii
Lineage: Eukaryota; Fungi; Ascomycota; Saccharomycetes; Phaffomycetales; Wickerhamomycetaceae
Exons: 1
Coding region: 1-282 (93 amino acids)
Source: RefSeq, a predicted model, not a curated record
AUGCAAUUCUCAACAAUCUUCACUGUUUCAACUUUUGCUUUAUCAGUUUUAUCAUUACCAGCUCCAGAAAUUGUUACUGAAACUGAAUAUCACACUGUUACUGUUAGUGGUUCAUCAUCAUCAUCAACUGGAUCAAUUCCAAAUGGUAUUCCAACUGGUGAAUUUAAUUCAACAAAUGGUUAUAAUUCAACUCAACCAGGUUUGAACUCAACAGUUUCAUUAUCAAAUGGUACUUCAAAUGGUACAGCUGAUGCUCAAUCAACUGCUUAUAAAUUGAUUUAA